AUGUCUACGAGUAAGCCCAAGGCGUUCCUCAAACAGUCGAAGUCGAAGAAGAAAGCAGAACAAGCUCUAGAAACCGUCGAUGACUUCCAGGCAGCUGGAGUGGACUUUGAAGAAGCCGCAGGGAAAUGGAGGGCCGGAGAUGCCGUCAAGUCCAUGCGCUUCUUUUCCAGAGCUAUCGAGGUAUAUGACCAGGGGUUGCAGACCUUCCCGACUAGCAUUGAUCUCGCCUACAAUAAAGCAAGAGUCUUGUUGGAAAUUGCAACGCAUCCUCUUCUCGUGCCACAUUUGCACCGGCCACUUCUCGAGGUUUUGCAGCAGGCACUAGAGGCGCAUCGCUACGCUCUUACUCUAGAUCAGGACAACCCAGACACUUUGUUCAAUACGGCUCAAGUUCUGACGGCUAUUGCCGAAGUUUGCGCCAAAGAUGUCAAUCGAGCUGAUCAGGAUGUGCUGCAACUACUCGAGGAGGCUUUGGAACUACAAAAUCGGUGUUUGAGCAUUCAGGAGCUCAAGCUCGAGGAAUACAUGCAACAACAAGAUGAGGCGGCCACCCAAAUUGCAUCAGAAAACGCAACUGAACCCACCAGCGUGACCGAUGAGGGCAACCCCGGUUCAUCCGCAGUCGGCACUGAAGACCAGUGGUUCUCGGUUGUGGAGCCAGUAACAAAAGAUACUCUGAUUGACACUAUUCUCGCGCAGCUAGGGACCCUCACUACCCUCAGCAGCUUUCUGAGUUCCUCAGAUUCCGUCCCGAUUUCCAGCUUGGGUUACAUCGAAGAAUAUUCUUCCAAACUGGUCAAGACAAAACUGCCGCCGCUCCUUCAAGACGCCGAACCAGAGAGACUGCAAGAAGUUGCACUUGCUCGGGCGAAUCUGGCGUCCGAAUUGCUAAAGGCAGGCUACCUGUUGGGCUCAAUCGACCCAACCACAUACAAGCGGGAGCGGGAUGAAGCUUUUCAAAUGCCUGAACUGGAACUGGAAAGGAGCUUUCCUGCCUUGCUAGCUAACGCAAACAGUCUAAUUGCGUUCAACUCUGCCCUUGCAGACGGCGAGGCCUCCAACGCCGUCUCCCAUGCGUCGAUGCGGUGGAGUGCCUUGGCCGCAGCGAUCACCAAUAUGGCCACAGCAUCUAAGAUUUCUGGUCCUCUGCCUGAGGAUAUCGCCGAAACACAUUUCAUCCGUGGGAAUUGCUCUCUCCUGCAACAUCAGCUAGGACAGCCGCCGAUAUCCUACAACGCCGCCAUCGCGAACGGACCUCAGCUUUUGAAGAAUGCAGAGACUUUCUAUCGCAAUGCCAGCAAACUCUAUCAGGACCCCGAGCAGAAAGCUGCGUCGCAGCUUAGGGCCGUUGUUGCUCAGGCAAUCCAGGCGCAAAUCGAUAUCGCUUCCGCCGCUGUCCAGCAUGAUCAGGGAAGGGACCAGGAAUGGGUCAGAGUCCAACUUGAUGACAUGGCUGACGACGGGCUCAUUGCGCCACUCGCUCAGUCUCUUUGA
Molecule: messenger RNA, 1494 nt
Organism: Cladophialophora immunda
Lineage: Eukaryota; Fungi; Ascomycota; Eurotiomycetes; Chaetothyriales; Herpotrichiellaceae
Exons: 4
Coding region: 1-1494 (497 amino acids)
Molecular function (GO): protein binding
Source: RefSeq, a predicted model, not a curated record